Messenger RNA from Meira miltonrushii, 1065 nucleotides. Its product is annotated as DUF300-domain-containing protein. The annotation marks the transcript as partial. Gene Ontology annotation, molecular function: transporter activity. The transcript has a single exon. The record is from RefSeq and is a predicted model, not a curated record. Gene Ontology annotation, biological process: transport. Lineage: Eukaryota; Fungi; Basidiomycota; Exobasidiomycetes; Exobasidiales; Brachybasidiaceae.
AUGGUGGCCAAAUGUCCGGCAGACAACACAGCACAGGUGGAGCAAGAUGAAUUCUUUGACUUUUCAUACUUUGAUCCACACAAGAUCGGUUGGUUGAUUUGUGGCUGUGCGGCUGCGAUUACAUGUGUGCUCUCUUUAAUCACAAUCAUAGGACACGCAAGAAAUUACAACAGACCACUCGAACAAAGGCAAAUCAUUCGGGUUUUACUAUUUCCUCCAGUAUAUGCAGUCGUGAGCUUUUUCAGUUAUCGAUACUUUCGUUAUUAUGAAUAUUGGGAUUUAGGUGAAGCGGCUUAUGAAGCAUUCGCAAUCGCCGCUUUCUUGAUGUUAAUGUUGCAAUACAUCGGUACAAGCGUACAAGAUCAAAAAGCAACUUUUGCCCACAAAGACAAAAAGCCUUUACCGUUACCUUUUUGCUGUUGGAGAUAUAGACCGAGUAAAGCAUACUUUCUCGUUUUACUCAAAUGGUCAGUCGUACAAUAUUGCAUCAUUCGACCGGCAAUCAGUAUAGCAGGUAUCGUGACAGAAUAUUACGAGGUCUAUUGUCCAUCUUCUCUUAGCUACAAAUAUGCAUACGUAUACCUAACAAGUGUCGAUUUUGCCGCAAUCAGUAUCGCUUUAUACGGCUUGAUCGUAUUAUACACUCUGGUCAAGGAUGACCUCAAAGGAAGAAAGCCGCUUGCAAAAUUUGCAACGAUCAAAUUAGGAAUCUUUUUGAUCUUCUACCAAGGCUUCAUCUUUUCACUUUUAGCAAGUCAUGGCGCUUUACAUGCUACUCGAUAUUGGACCACAACCAAUAUUGCUGAUGGUCUAAAUGCUCUUUGUACUUCGCUGGAAAUGGUACUGAUAUCAUCGAUGCAAAUGUGGGCAUUCUUUUGGGGUGAAUACUACAUCGACAGACUCAGAGAACCGACAGGAAAAGCAAACAAGAAUGGAAAAACGAAUGUCUUUUUCUCCAUUUUACACGCACUCAACUUUACUGAUAUUCUGAUCGAGCUAUGGUACGAGAUUGUAUUCUUGUUUGAUCGUAUACGUGGAAAAGAAUACACAAGAAGGGAUGCCAGA